This is a messenger RNA of Benincasa hispida (wax gourd), 1180 nucleotides long. Its product is annotated as proteasome subunit alpha type-4. Gene Ontology annotation, biological process: ubiquitin-dependent protein catabolic process. The record is from RefSeq and is a predicted model, not a curated record. Lineage: Eukaryota; Viridiplantae; Streptophyta; Magnoliopsida; Cucurbitales; Cucurbitaceae. Gene Ontology annotation, cellular component: proteasome core complex, alpha-subunit complex; proteasome core complex.
GGAAAACACUUGGCUUGGAGAAAAAGGAAACCUAUUCUGUAAAAUGAAGGUUCACAUCCCUUAAAGCACCUCCUUCUUCCAUUUUUGCUCUCCUUCAACCGUUUCGACGAAACCAGCCGCACCGCCCAUCUUUUCUCUCUGAUUCUCUCCGCCAGUAUCAAAAAAAUGUCUCGAAGAUAUGAUAGCCGAACUACGAUUUUCUCUCCUGAAGGCCGUCUUUACCAAGUUGAAUAUGCAAUGGAGGCAAUUGGAAAUGCAGGUUCUGCAAUUGGGAUAUUAUCUAAAGAUGGGGUUGUCUUGGUAGGUGAAAAGAAGGUUACAUCCAAACUCCUUCAGACCUCAACUUCCACUGAGAAGAUGUACAAAAUUGAUGACCAUGUUGCAUGUGCUGUGGCUGGAAUUAUGUCCGAUGCCAACAUAUUGAUCAACACGGCAAGGGUUCAAGCCCAACGAUACACUUAUGCUUACCAAGAGCCAAUGCCUGUUGAGCAACUGGUUCAAUCUCUCUGCGAUACAAAGCAAGGAUACACCCAAUUUGGUGGUCUACGCCCCUUUGGUGUCUCUUUUCUUUUUGCAGGAUGGGAUAAAAACUAUGGCUUCCAACUAUACAUGAGUGACCCAAGUGGAAACUAUGGUGGUUGGAAGGCUGCUGCAAUUGGUGCCAACAACCAGGCAGCACAGUCAAUGCUUAAACAGGAUUACAAGGAUGAUAUCACAAGGGAAGAGGCCAUACAGCUUGCACUUAAGGUGCUUAGCAAAACCAUGGAUAGCACAAGUCUUACUUCUGAAAAGCUCGAAUUAGCCGAGGUUUUGCUCUCACCUGCUGGAAAUGUCAAGUACCAAGUUUGCUCACCCGAGUCUGUUAGCAAGUUGUUGGUGAAGUCUGGUUUGACUCAACCAGCUGCUGAGGCUUCCUAAAGAAAACACCUUAUUCUAGAUUCCAUGGCUCAUUUAGAUGUCGAACAAUUUCAUUGUGCUUGGCCUGACAUGUCUCAUGACCUUCAUAUUACUUGAACUGAAUAGAGGUCAUUGGAUAAGUUCUUGGAUUGUUGGAUUAUCUUUACCAUUUACAAUUUUCUUGUCUUUUAUGUGACCAUCUUUACCAGUGCUGCACAACUAUGAAGUUCAGUAAUUUUAUCACCCUAUAAAGAAACCUUCUAUGAGACUGAAUUUGAUCUUA